UGUGAUUGGCUGCUCUCGUUCUGCUGCUGAUGUGUUGCUCCCAACUCCGCGAGUCUUUUCCAGUUGAUCCAAACCGAGUAUUUUUGGUUCUGUGGAAGACUUCCAGCGAGUGAAAACGAUGCCUUACUACCAGACAUGGGAGGAGUUCGCCCGGGCAGCAGAGAAGCUGUACCUGGCGGAUCCAAUGAAGGUCAGGGUGGUGCUGAAGUACAGGCACUGCGACGGCAACCUCUGCAUCAAAGUCACAGACAACGCGGUGUGUCUACAGUACAAGACAGACCAGGCUCAGGAUGUGAAGAAGAUUGAGAAGCUCCAUGGAAAACUCAUGAGACUCAUGGUGUCCAAGGAGACCCACAGCGGCGCCAUGGAGACGGACUAACACGCCCUGCAAACACUGUUUUUGGAGCACCGAGACUGAGUUCAAAGGACUUGGCGAUUGCUCAGAGCACAAAACCAUCAGUGGGAUGAGGAGGCUGAGAGACGUCGGUAGCUGAGAGGGGAGGUGGAGGGAGUAAUCUGAUUGGCUACACAGAUGGAAUACUGUCAGAGCUGCAGGAUUGAUAUUUACUGUAUAUAUUUUAUUCUUUGAGGAUUUUCUUUUUAUCCCAUCUCAGCAAAUGCCAUUUUCAUAGAUUUUGGUGUGAGACCUAGACACACAGCUGAUGGUAUAAAUGAAACAAAAGCCCAGUGUAGACUGUUGAGGUGGUUAUGGAACUGUAAAGAUGGAGGAAAGUAACACGAUGGGAGGAAACCGAUUACCUUAGAGGAGUCUGGAUUUAUUUUCUGUUUUAAGGGGAGCACAGAGGAGGAACGAGACUUUUUUGUCUAUUUAUGAUUGCAUUUCAAUGCUAGAUUUGAUUUCAUUUAGCUUUUUCCUUAUGGACUUGUGAUGCUUCAUAAAUGAAGCAGGACCCCCGGUUUCCUCUGCAAGGGAGGAACAAUCCGGUUUUUACAGAGAAACCUCCACAUCUCCUAAUACCAGAAUGCUUUCAAUAAAUGUUUAUUUUUUCUGGUACAACCAGCA
Messenger RNA from Fundulus heteroclitus (mummichog), 1024 nucleotides. It is a transcript of the gene srp9, whose product is annotated as signal recognition particle 9. Gene Ontology annotation, cellular component: signal recognition particle, endoplasmic reticulum targeting. Gene Ontology annotation, molecular function: 7S RNA binding. The transcript has 3 exons. The record is from RefSeq and is a predicted model, not a curated record. The coding region runs from base 119 to 379 and encodes 86 amino acids. Lineage: Eukaryota; Metazoa; Chordata; Actinopteri; Cyprinodontiformes; Fundulidae. Gene Ontology annotation, biological process: negative regulation of translational elongation; SRP-dependent cotranslational protein targeting to membrane.